AUGAAGUACAACCUUCGAGUCCUAGUUCCAUCACCGGUCAGCGAUGCUGAAAUCAACACCCAGUACGAGGACAUCCUCAACGUGUCCUUCGCAAACUGGGAGACAAAGAAAGCGCCAAAGAAGUUGACCCAACAGUUAAUCCCCUCAGAGGUGACGACUGUCCGCCAGCUUCUCAGCCGGCAGUUUUGCUCUGGGGUGGCCCCACGGCCGUGGGCUGCCGGGAGCCCGCUCUCGUAUUCAAGCACCCCACCGGUCGCCGCGGAAGACCUGCCGCCUUGGGUCUUCUGCGUGGACCACUACUCUGCCGACACUGCCGUCCACAUACCGAAGGAUGAUGCCGUUCUGGCAUUACCGAGCACCUUCCGUUCGGUAAUCCAUCCCGGCGAUCGCGGCACCCCACUACCAUUCUGGCUCUUGGACUUGUGGCGACGUCUGCGCAACAUCCAUACGGUUCGGUCCAAUGUCGAGCGUGGACUGGAGUGGCUCAGCGAAGUUGGACGACAAGAAGAAGUUGACAGAGCGGUCAUCAAAGUACAGACUGCCCGAAUGCUCAACCUGCUGGCGUUGCUGCACCCAUGGUGCGACCUCUUCUCGCAUCUGACCACGGACGACCGUGACCUCAACGAUGAGUUGAUCGACGCAGUCGUCGCUAUCAUGAUGUGUCAUACCGACCGCCUCACCCGCCCCCUCCACGUCUAUUCCCCUAUCGUGACGCAACUGUCACUGGUAGACUUGGUCAAUCUCUUCGGCAAACUCGCCGCUCGAGGUGACUUCGCUACUGACAGCAUCAUCUGCCUCCCGUGGUAUAUUGGCGGCGAGUGGGUGUUCGUACUCAUCAACAUGGCAAGUGAUGACAUCAGAAUCGGUUAUUGCAUCCCCCAACACGACCACGAUGGCUUACUUGAGAUCGCCAUGCGCACUGCGAUCUGGAUCGCUCACACAGUGGAAGUGUCGGUGCGCCAGACUCGCACCGACUGGAUAGUGUGCAAAUAUCAGUGUGGGGAUGAAGAUCAAGAAGCCUCCGUCUUGUCUGGGCUUGCUAUCGCUGUAGGAUUUCUGAAGAACAUUUUGGAAGGGGUGACGGUUUUCUCAAGCGAAACAGCACAAAGACAUCGCAUAGAAGUCCUCUUUGCCAUCUUGGACCACCACCCUCAUAAUCCGGUCAUCUUGGAAGAUGAGAAGCUGAGUCUGUGGGAGUCGCAGGACACAGUACGGAGUGGGUCGUUACCGGCCACUUCCGACGGGGAAGAUCUCCGCUCGGCAUCACCGGUAUCGCGCUCGGUAGGCUCCGCCGGCCCGGGAUCCCCCUCCCCACCGCCAAUCUUCUCCCAUACACUGGUGACCGAUAUGGCGCCUCCUCCGUCACUCCCAGUCUUUACGCGUACCCUAGUACCGGCCACUUCCAACCAGACUGAUCGCCACUCGGUAUCACCGGUACUCCCCCCAAUCCGCCCUGCCAUCUUGACUGGCCCCUCUCCACUGGCAGUCUUCUCCCAGACACUGAUGCCUCCCUUGACAGUCCUUUCCACAUCGCCGCCAGUGUUCAUGCGGACACUCGAACCACCGUCGUCUUCCUCGACCGCUACAUCACCUUGGGAUUUCGAUUUCCAGAGUGGCAAGCGGCUUUCUGACCUGUAUGGCGGGUUAGUAGACCCCUUUACGCCCCCAAAGGAGGUCACAUACAUGAUACCUGGGUUCUUCAGUGGAUUGGGCCAACUGGACACUUCACUCAGGAGUGAUGACCGCCCAGUACCGCCGGAAUCCGCCUUGGUCGCUGCGCCAGUCUUCUCCCGGACACUGGCACGACCCUUGACAACCCUUUCCACAUCGCCGCCGGUGUUCACGCGGACACUCGAACCAAGCCUGAUGGGUGGUAGUGAUCACCACGGGUCACCCCCGGGUAAUUUUGAGUUGACCCGGACCCGGACCCGCGAAACCCGGACCCGUGAGCUCACGGGUCCGGGAAUGGACGUCCUCGACUGCCUCUGGGCCCACCACGAGUCCACCUCUGGCUGGCCUGUCGAGAGCCGCGAGAACGUGUUCACCCUCUGGCUCUACUGGUUUCCCCUCACCCGAAAAACUCGCCGUGCACCUGGCACCCUCCACGCCAAGCUCGCGAAGCAAGCCCGGCCGUACGCAUCGCUCUGGGACUGCGUGCAAGGGCGAGAGGCGUACGGGCGCACGUGGAGCGACUGGCUGACGAGCCUGAACGUGCGGCAGGAGAACAACUGGGGGCGUCGGAGGACGUGCUUUGACUCCUGGACCCUCGGUGUGCCCCUCGGUGCCGGCCCCAAGGGCAAGGUCACCCCCAGCUGUCCGUCCAGGCUCUGGCCAGCCUGGGGCGCGUAUGCGCUCUACGGCCGCGUCUGCCCCUGGGACGGCCUCGUCAUUGCCGUCCCCGUCCAGAUCCCGCCAGUGCGGCAGCGGCGCGAGCGGCACGUCGACUGGGACUGGCGCGCCGCGAUCAGCUCACGAGCCUCAGCACCCAGCAGGAGAACUACUGGUAGCGGUGGACCGUGGUGGGCCUGCUUCGACCCCUGGGCCCACGGCGUCCCCCUCGGUGGCCCCAAGUUCACACCCAGCUCUCUCUCCGGGCUUUGGGCGGGCCACCACCUUGACCCAGACGUGGACGGGCACGCGCUCGCGGUGCACUCGUACCCGUUCGACGCGAGGGUCGAGAACACGCCGUUCUCCGCUGUGGCCCCCGCGCUCUUCUUCGACCUGCAUGAGCACUACUACAUGUCCCCCGCCCUGCCCCUCCCGCUCUGGGAGCUGAGCAACGCGAUGGACGAGGGCGCGCUGAACGCGUACGCCGUCCAGCACACCGCGCGCGCGCGCGGCAGGGCAUGCCCGAGGAUGGGGCGGUGGGGGGCUGGAGAAGGUGCAGAGAAGGGCGAGGUGCAGGGGAGAUGGAUCCUCGAGGCCUCACACAUACGCCUGGGGGGAGGGCUCAUUCGUGCGCCGUCCGUCGAGCGUGGCUCUCUCGAUGCGGUUUGCGAGAGGAUCCGGAAACCGAUGCGACACGUGUACAGAACGAGCUGCACCGGCGCGUCCUCGCUGCCACGCUCUCUCUGUGCUCCCGUUUCCGGCGCGCGCGCGUCCUCCACCACCAUGACGUCCACGAGUGGGAGCGCAUCUGCACCGUGGGGGUUCACCCUGCGGGUGCAUGGGCCCGACUCUCCACUGUUGGAAUUCACUCAGAAGCUCACCAUGCCCGUGACUGCCGAACUGUCUCCUCCGGUAUUCAGCCAAAGGCUUGCCAUUCCGUCGACGACAUCCUCUUCGCAGCCGGUAUUCACCCGCACACUCGAGUCGCUGUCGGCAUCCUUGACCGUCCCAGGCCCACCACCGGCUUUCACACGAGGGCUCGCCGUCGAGUCCAAACCGAUGUCGUCACAGCCAGUAUUCAUGCGAACGCUCGCACCUGCUGACGCUUCACCACCGGCAUUCAUCCGGCAACUGGCCCGCCCUCCAACACUGACCUCCGCACCACCGGUGUUCACUCGCACACUGUCCAGUGCUGUGGAACCUAUGCCACCGGUGUUCGCACGUAGGCUGGCCGUCCCUUCAACCUCCUCGUCCUCACCCCCAGCUUUCACGUGCCAGCUGGCGAAUCCUACCAUGGGUCCCACCGAUGAGAAGAUGAAUAUCGAGGAGCCUGGGCAUUCAGUUGCUCCUCCCGCCUUCAAACGCUUGUUGAAGCACGUUUCCGAGCGUGAACAUAGCGCGGACUCAUGA
Epithele typhae is the source of this 3738-nucleotide messenger RNA. RefSeq lists its product as uncharacterized. Bases 1 to 3738 code for a protein of 1245 amino acids. NCBI's taxonomy places the organism in Eukaryota, Fungi, Basidiomycota, Agaricomycetes, Polyporales, Epitheliaceae. The transcript is spliced from 14 exons. The record is from RefSeq and is a predicted model, not a curated record.